Tarenaya hassleriana is the source of this 1425-nucleotide messenger RNA. Its product is annotated as NAC transcription factor 29-like. Gene Ontology annotation, molecular function: DNA binding. The coding region runs from base 194 to 1150 and encodes 318 amino acids. Gene Ontology annotation, biological process: regulation of DNA-templated transcription. NCBI's taxonomy places the organism in Eukaryota, Viridiplantae, Streptophyta, Magnoliopsida, Brassicales, Cleomaceae. The transcript has 3 exons. The record is from RefSeq and is a predicted model, not a curated record.
CAAUGACCCCACAGGUAAACCGUGUGGGUCCCACCACUUUGAUUGUGAAAAUAAAAAAUUAAAAAAAAAAAUCCACCAAAGACUUUCAAUGUAAUGCCUCCACAUCAGCUCUUGACUUGGUCUGCUCCUGGAAAAUGCAUCACCAACAAGAUAUCUUUGAACCCAUAGUGUGUGUAUAUAUAUAUAUGCAUUAAUGCGUAUCCAGGGAGUUCACCAACAAACGAGUUCAUUGAAUACAAUAAACUGCUGGGUUUAUCGAGUUUAUAAAUCCGACAGGAAUAGCGAGAUGGCGACAGAGAAUGAGCUCCCACUCCCAGGUUUCAGGUUCCACCCCACAGAGGAGGAGCUGCUCAAUUUCUACCUCAAGAACAUGAUUCACGGCAAGAGAUCAUGCGUCCAUGUCAUUGGUUUCCUUAACAUCUACCACCAUGAUCCAUGGGACUUACCUGGACUGUCCAAGAUUGGGGAAAGAGAGUGGUACUUCUUCGUUCCAAGGGACAGGAAGCAUGGAUCUGGAGGGAGGCCAAGCAGGACAACUGCUAAAGGAUACUGGAAGGCUACAGGCUCCGACCGCAAAAUCGUCAGCUUGUCUGAACCGAAACGCGUCAUCGGUCUAAGGAAGACUCUCGUGUUCUACCGGGGAAGAGCGCCUGGAGGGAACAAAACCGAUUGGGUCAUGAACGAGUAUCGUUUGCCCGAUAGUUGCCCCUUGCCUAAGGAUGUUGUAUUGUGCAAGAUAUACAGAAAAGCAACCUCGCUGAAAGUGUUAGAGCAAAGGGCAGCAAUGGAAGAGAUGGAGGGGAAGGCGAACCAGACACACCCGACAUCUCCUCUGUCGUCGUCUGAGACCAUCUCAUCUUGCGGUACACAGUAUGACUUGAUAGCUCCCAUUCCCAUGCCUCAGGUGGUAGCCAUGGAAGAAGAGAACGGCAUCUCGAUUCAUGAAAGCCGUACCGAAAAGGCAGAGGACGAGGAAAGAUGCCGGGCGACAGAAAUCAAGAUGCCAUCUUCGUCACUGAAACUGCCGUCUGGGAGCCUGCCCGAGCUGCAAGUACCCAAAUCAGGAACAGAUUGGGGCCAGGAUCAGUUCUUGAGCAUAAGUCCUUGGCUCCAAAAUCUUACCCCUAUAAUUAACCUAUUGAACUUUUAGGCCUGUAAAGAACAACGUCGCCACUAGCAAUACGAUUAACCAGUCCAUGCAUUCCAUCAAUCAUCUGGGAAGAACAUCGACGAGCUUGACCAGACCAGGUCACAUGAACCUUGUGACUUCUCGGCUUCAAUAUGGCAUUCCAUUACUAUUGAACAUCUUUACAAGCCAUUGUAACUUACAACUUCAAUGUAAUAUAUUAUGAUACCCAAGAGGUAUAAAUCAUAAAGCUUAUUUUAACUGCAAUGGCAAAAGAAGAAAGAUCGCUGCUUUGAACA